GCUAGCCUUCCCUUUCCCCCUUUUGCAGAAGCUCCUUCGGCCCCUGCAGGUGGCUUGGAAAUAGUUCUACAGCCAUCCAGGAAUCCGUUUUGAGUACUUUUGCAAAAGGGAUCUGCAUGUCCAUCCACAGUGGUGUCGUACUUCUCAGAGCAGCUCAGUUUAAUUAGCUCCCCGGAGUGUAAGGCAACUUAGCAACAUUUCUUGCCUUUAAUGCCGCUGAACUGGGCUGUCCUAGCCGGGCCACGGUGUUCGCUGUUGCAUCUGCAUCUGUGGGAUACAGGCAAAAUCGAGCCCGGAGUCUCCUACACUACAGCUGCAUGGGAGACGAGCUCUGCAGGUAAACGCCAUCCCGACACAGAAAUGAAGGGAUCACGUUUCGCGUGAUAUGCAACUCGCACAGGAAAGAGAAGGUAUUUCAGGAUGAUUCCCCUUCAGUGACAACUACUUCAGGAAACAAGACGGAAUGACAUUUUCUACUAAGGGACUUCCCAAAAGCAGCACAGAAGGUCCAAUGAGUAUUCCCGCGGCAUCAGCACAGAAAGCAGACAACAGUGAGAUGCAAUCGCCUGCCAUGAGCCCUUCAUUCAUUCCCGGGCAGCGAGGGAAGAUCCCAGGCAGAAAGCGAGGCAGACCUCCGAUUCGCUCCACUGUCUCCAAAAUGGAUUUUCAGAACCGCUACUCAGAGUCCCUCUCUCCCCUCAAAGUGCCCAAAAAAAGGGGGCGAAAACCUGGAUUUAAGCUCAAGUCUCGGAUCGUGAUGACUCCUCUGGCCAUCUCCCCUCCUAGCAGCACGCCAGAACCGGACAUGAGCUCUAUCCCUCAGGAUGCCGCCACCGUUCCACACUCCGCAACUCCACAAGUGCUCACAGGUGCGUUUCCCUGCAUGACAGCUGACAUCUCAGCGUGCUGCGUGUUUGGUCUCUCGGGGGCAGUGGUUGGCUGUGCCUUCUGGGGUGAAUCCGUUUGCAUUUAUAUAAACAAGCAAGCCAACACAGGUCCUAAUCUUGACAGGAAAAAAGUGCAACAGCUUCCAGAUCAUUUUGGGCCCGACAGACCGUCUGUUGUGUUGCAGCAAGCAGUCCAAGCCUGCAUUGACUGUGCUUUCCAGCAGAAAGCUGUAUUCUCACUGCUCACUCAAGGUUAUGGCGGUGAGAAAAUAUCGGCCACAUUUGAUGGGAAGCAGCACCUUCUGAGUCUGCCUGUAGUGAACAGUAUUGGCUAUGUGCUGCGGUUCCUAAAGAAGUUGUGCCGCAGUUUGCACUGCGAAAAUCUCUUCAGCGAUCAGCCUUUCAUACAGCACAACGCCGCCUCCUACCACUCUGAGAAGUACUUUGAGGGAAAUUCGCACUCCACCGAGACUUCAAUGCCCGAAGAUUACCUAGUUGACCCCAUAGAUUCAAAGCGGUACUCGGUGGACCCCAGCGACUCUGCGUUUAACUCCAUGAGCUCUCCCUAUCCGCCCAAGCCCUCUUAUGGCUAUCGCUCCUGCCAGCAGUUUUCCGGAGGCCCGUGCAGGCAGACGUCCAGCCCCAGCACCUUCCAGGAAGGAAACAGAAGUGCCUACAGUCCGUCUCCAGAGACGCAGGAGUCCAAGCCCCCGCCCAGCAAGGACCCCUCCACCUGGACCGUGGACGACGUGGUGUGGUUUGUGAAGGACGCAGACCCUCACGCUCUGGGGCCGCACGUAGAAGUCUUCAGGAAACACGAGAUAGAUGGUUACGCUCUGCUCCUUCUGAAGAGUGACAUGAUAAUGAAAUACCUGGGACUGAAGCUGGGGCCAGCCUUGAAGCUCUGUUACCACAUAGAUAAACUAAAACAGGCCAAAUUCUGAAGGCUCCUCACCAAACCUCUAGCUGAUUGCAUUAAACAACGGGGUAAUGCAAUUUUACAGUAUUUCUGUUAAAAAAACAGUUUUACUAUAAUUUGUAGAAAGUGUUACGUUCUUUUUCAUUCGGGAACUGUUGUAGCCACCUAAAGAGGCACAGGCUUGUGAAAGUAUUUGCCUGUGGGUCACUAACUGGCCUGCGAAGAUGAGUCAGUUCUGUGUGCUACGCUACGCUCCUGUACAGCUGAUACCUUAUUUCUUUAAGUAGGACAGUGUGUUAAAGUUCAAACAGGUGCCAUUGGUGAAAAUGCCUUUCCAUGAAAUCACCGAAGCAUAAUUGGUUAAUGACAAAAGACGGGAUUAAAUGGAAAUGAAACAGUUGGAGAAAAUGUCAUUGCUCGCCAAAUAAACCGCCUUUCUUUCCCAGUUCAAGAAGAUUAAUGUGGAAUUGACGUACAGUAUGAGCUUUGCCAACUGUAGGUCUUCUUUCUGCCUGCUGGAGCUAAAAAACAGACUGAGGUGCCCUGCUGUGCAUGGGAAUUCAAGGGUGACUUGGUCCAUCAUCUACCCAGUAAUGAAUGGAGAAAUGGAGCUGCAACAACCAGGUACAACUUUCCUGCAAUUCAAGGGAAACCCUCAAGCUGCCUGUCUCUAGGUCACCAGCAAAGAUCAGAAACGUGGUGCCUCUACACUUCAAAUGACUCCUCUGAUCACAUAUUUCACCAUGAAUGGUGUACACUGUCAUUUGAUCCAGUUAAUUUCCAGAAGACAUGUCCUGAGGCAUAACGAAGAUGAACGAAAAUAUAUUAAUACCCUUGACACCUGCUGAAGAUAAUAAUUCUAAUCUCACACAGACAUAUUUUUUUAUUAUACAAAUCAUCCAGGUACUGUAUGUUUCCAUGUACCUGUUUCACGCUGACCAGGUAAUGCUGGGAUUUUUAAUCUACAUUGGUAACAGACUUUGUAUAUGUAACAAGCUUUUGGUGAGCCAAACUUAAUUAAUAAUUAUAGCACAUACUUUGGCUCUGGCCUGAUGACACUGAUGAUACGGAAGUACAAUUCCAGAGAUAAGAAAUAUUAAGGUUCAUUCUCUGGCCUGAAUAAAAUUCAGAACACCUCUGUAGCUUGUUGACUGAUGACUUUUCAAAUUUCACAAAUUGUGUACAGUUAAAACCUAUCGCCCAACAUGAGGCAAAUAGUAAUCCUGUAAUUAAAUGCAUAUUAUGUUUUUUAGUUUGAUUUGUAGGUAGGGCAUAUAGAUUUGCGUUUUAUUGUUUUUGUACCAUAGACAGAUUUUUAGGAUUUACAAUCAAACAGUAGAAGAUGAACUCAUUCAGGAAAAUUUGCAAUUUUUAAAUUAAUUUUCCCUACCACAAUCAAACUCCUUCCUUUUUUUGCAUUUAAAUUGUGAUGGGGAACAGCAUUUUAUAAGCCGUUUUUUUUAGCUAUAUACAGUAUAUAUGAGCUUGAUGUUUUAUAUGUAUCUGAGUAAAUUGCAAUUGUAAAUAAUGUCAUUUUAAAUGAAGUUAGUAAUGUAUGUUAAAAUAUAAGACAUGGUACUGUCACAAACGUUUUGGCCGAUGUUACCUGAUUUUGUUAUUUUUUAAACAUCAGUAUAUUUAGAAAUUACAGUAAAAUGUGAGCAAUCGAAAAAAAAAAAGUUGUAAACGGCUGUUAAUUGCUUUGCUGUCAUAAACGUUCCUGCUUGA
This is a messenger RNA of Lepisosteus oculatus (spotted gar), 3534 nucleotides long. RefSeq names its product Scm polycomb group protein like 4 (gene scml4). The record is from RefSeq and is a predicted model, not a curated record. Gene Ontology annotation, biological process: negative regulation of DNA-templated transcription. Gene Ontology annotation, molecular function: histone binding; chromatin binding. NCBI's taxonomy places the organism in Eukaryota, Metazoa, Chordata, Actinopteri, Semionotiformes, Lepisosteidae. Gene Ontology annotation, cellular component: nucleus.